Messenger RNA from Acanthamoeba castellanii str. Neff, 438 nucleotides. RefSeq lists its product as uncharacterized. The transcript is spliced from 5 exons. Bases 1 to 438 code for a protein of 145 amino acids. NCBI's taxonomy places the organism in Eukaryota, Discosea, Longamoebia, Acanthamoebidae. The record is from RefSeq and is a predicted model, not a curated record.
AUGGUCCUGCAGUUCAACUUGCCCGAUGACGAUUUCUACAAAUUCUUGGUGGGGGCGUGGAAGCGCAACCUGGAGUGGCGCGAGUUUGGCGGCACCUACGCGCACGUGCGAACAAGUAACACAGUUGUCCUCAUCGAGGAGUACCAGCGCCUGGACACCACUCCCGCUAAGAACAACGACGUCUACCUCGAGUGGCAAUACAGCGGCGACACCUGCCACGGUCAGUUCAUGGACAAGACGUCCGUAGCCAUACUCAAUUUUUUCAUCCGCUCCUCUACCGUCACAGCAACGUACCGCAUCAUGGAUGCCGACACCAUAGCGGUGUGCAUCACCGAGGUGGACGAAAGGCACAAACCGACCAUCCAAUACGGCAACAUGUACAGAAUCGACACCAAACUCUACGCCCCCGACGCACCGUCACAGCAACAGCCAUCUUGA